AUGGCAACAGCAGCAUACGUGGAUCAUUUUGCAGCAGAGUGCCUUGUCUCUAUGUCCAGUCGUGCUAUUAUCCAUAGUCCCAAAGGCGAGCCUGAUCCCCAGCCUGAUGCAGCAAUACCUCCUUCGUCAAAUGGAGAAGAUAAGCGGGAAGUCAGAGAAACUGGGAAAGACAAUGGAUCAUCAUUACUUGUGGUAGCUAGCAUUUUAGCUGAUCUCAACCAGCAUGUUCCAAACUCACCUGCCCUAAGGAUGGAAAAAACAGAGACCUUUGAUAUCACAGAACAAAUACACAUUUCUAUUGCUCAUAAGGAGUUUGGGGAAGAAAGUGUGUCUUCGGCUGGUAAGCGUGGAGGAGGAAGAGCAGCCACACCUACUAGCCUGGCUGCAGUAACUGAGCCAAGCCCCAGACAAAAGAACAAACGCACGAGAAGCUGGACUGACCCUGGAUCACCCCAGAAAAAGCACAAAUGCCACUAUGGGGGGUGUGAAAAAGUUUAUGGCAAAUCUUCCCAUCUUAAAGCUCAUCUAAGGACCCACACAGGGGAACGGCCUUUUGAAUGCAACUGGCAAGGAUGUAACAAGAAGUUUGCUCGCUCUGAUGAGCUGGCCCGCCAUUAUCGCACUCACACUGGAGAAAAGAAGUUCAGCUGUCCUCUCUGUGAGAAACGCUUCAUGCGCAGCGACCAUCUGACAAAGCAUGCCCGUCGCCAUGCUAAUUUCCACCCAAGCAUGCUCAAGAGGAGAAGUGGAAGCAGCUCAAGAACAGGAUCUGUCAGUGACUACAGCCGCUCAGAUGCCUCAAGUCCAACGAUUAGCCCUGCCAGUUCCCCAUAG
Messenger RNA from Pterocles gutturalis (yellow-throated sandgrouse), 834 nucleotides. RefSeq names its product Kruppel-like factor 13 (gene KLF13). The record is from RefSeq and is a predicted model, not a curated record. The transcript is spliced from 2 exons. Lineage: Eukaryota; Metazoa; Chordata; Aves; Pterocliformes; Pteroclidae. The coding region runs from base 1 to 834 and encodes 277 amino acids. Gene Ontology annotation, biological process: regulation of transcription by RNA polymerase II. Gene Ontology annotation, molecular function: RNA polymerase II cis-regulatory region sequence-specific DNA binding; DNA-binding transcription factor activity, RNA polymerase II-specific.